Apis dorsata (giant honeybee) is the source of this 1068-nucleotide messenger RNA. RefSeq names its product probable nuclear transport factor 2 (gene Ntf-2). Gene Ontology annotation, cellular component: nuclear pore central transport channel. The transcript is spliced from 5 exons. NCBI's taxonomy places the organism in Eukaryota, Metazoa, Arthropoda, Insecta, Hymenoptera, Apidae. The coding region runs from base 332 to 724 and encodes 130 amino acids. Gene Ontology annotation, biological process: protein import into nucleus. The record is from RefSeq and is a predicted model, not a curated record.
GAAGUAGAUUUGCGUAUUUCCAAAUCAGAAGCAAUCACGAAUCAGAAACAGCAUUGUUUGUGCGAAAACGAGUAUAUACAAUCGUUGCCAAAUAUCUAAACUUUUCGAGAGUUCGAGAAUAAUUCCGAUGAUUUUCUCGAUACAUCGAAAUGAUUGGUGGACAUAAGUAGCUUCCUGCUCGCUUGUAUCUUGCACGAGGGAUGUUAAUAGGCAUUAUUUUACUCUUAUCGUAGAACUUUUUUUAAAUACAAUUUGUCAACGGAUUGAAUCACUUGGAAAGACUGAUAUUGUUAGUAUUGUGUAGUAAUUGUGAACACAAUAAAUUAGCGUAAUGGCAUUAAACCCCCAAUAUGAAGUUAUCGGAAAGGGUUUCGUACAACAGUAUUAUGCGAUGUUUGACGAUCCUGCUCAAAGACCAAAUUUAAUAAAUAUGUAUAAUACCGAGUCAUCUUUUAUGACAUUUGAGGGUUUGCAAAUACAAGGUGCUAUUAAAAUCAUGGAAAAACUAACUAGUUUAACAUUUCAAAAAAUAAAUCGGAUAAUAACUGCUAUUGAUUCACAACCAAUGUUUGAUGGUGGCGUACUCAUUAAUGUUUUAGGAAGGUUGCAGACUGAUGAGGAUCAGCCCCAUGCAUACAUCCAGACAUUUGUCCUGAAGCCAAUUGGUACCAGCUUUUACGUGCAGCAUGACAUCUUCAGACUUGCUCUGCAUAACACGGUUUAGGCGUCAGGCAGAUGAAGAUCCACCACAUGCCUUCUCACAGAUCUUUGUGUUGAAGCCACUGGGGAACUCGUUUUUCUGUCAACAUGACAUCUUUCGUCUUGGCAUUCAUGAUAGUGUAUGAAGAGAAAUGUCUGCAAGUUUAUCACAGUUAAUAUAGCAGACAAGUAUCUGAGCUAUGGACUCCACAGAUUAAAAUAAGUGAGCUACUUUUUCCUUAAUCCUUUGUCAUCACAUAUUAUUCCAUUCUUUCUAGAUAUUGCAAUUUUUAUAUGAAAAACAUUUGCUUAUAUCUUGGCCAUGAAACAAAAAGAGAGCAUUAAAAAUAAAUACAGUUUAAUAAUUUU